Messenger RNA from Hibiscus syriacus, 1287 nucleotides. Its product is annotated as grpE protein homolog 2, mitochondrial-like. Gene Ontology annotation, cellular component: PAM complex, Tim23 associated import motor. Gene Ontology annotation, biological process: protein folding; protein import into mitochondrial matrix. The record is from RefSeq and is a predicted model, not a curated record. Gene Ontology annotation, molecular function: protein homodimerization activity; adenyl-nucleotide exchange factor activity; protein-folding chaperone binding. The transcript has 5 exons. Lineage: Eukaryota; Viridiplantae; Streptophyta; Magnoliopsida; Malvales; Malvaceae. Bases 107 to 1135 code for a protein of 342 amino acids.
CUCCCCUCGUUUCUAUUUUUUUUUCUCGAGAAAAAACCUUUUAUAUUUCCCGUUAUUCACCCCGUAAAACCCUAAACCUCCUUCUCCCUUUCUUCCUCCUCCAGAGAUGUUGAUGUCCGGGGCGUUGUCACGCGUCUCAAGGAGCGUCGGUGCACGCUCCUUGCUUCUCUCAGCUUCCAAGAGCCUUCAAACGCCAAGCUCUUCCACUCAGUUUCACUCUCUUAUCUGUGAAUAUCCGAAUAAGGUGAUUACAAGUGAUGUAUUUAAGCUGCAAUAUUCAACCCUAAAUUUCUCUGCAUUCCGACGAUUUGGGGUCUCUUCAUCAGCCUCCCCCGAACCUUCUGGAAAGGAACAUGGGAGUACUGUAGAGAAUAAUGGUGAUGAUCCUGCAAAGGCAAGUGGGAAUACGAAUCCUGGAGAGGCCGAAGUUACAAAAGAAUCAGGUUUUAACUCGGAGUCCCAAAAUACAGUGUCUCAAUCUGAAAAAGGGAGGAGGAGAGCCACUAAACGAACUGCAUUUUCUGAUUCGGAUUCCGAGAGCAAUGGUGACGCAUCAAUGGCUGAUAUGGUGAAACUUGUGGAGGAAAAAGAAGAGCUCCUGAAUGCCAAGCAAAAGGAGAUUGAACAAAUGAAGGACAAAGUUGUUCGAACUCUUGCAGAAAUGGAGAAUGUUAUAGUCAGGACAAGACGGGAAGCGGAGAACUCGAAAAAAUUUGCCAUACAGAAUUUUGCGAAAGGCUUACUCGAUGUUGCAGAUAAUUUAGCAAGGGCUUCUACACAUGUUAAAGGCAGUUUCUCUAAGAUUGACGAAUCAAAAGACACUGCUGGAGCUGUACCACUCCUUAAGACACUCCUUGAAGGAGUUGAAAUGACUGAGAAACAACUUGAAGAGGUAUUUAGAAAGUUUGGAGUGGAAAAAUUUGAUCCUACAAACGAACCAUUUGAUCCACACAGGCACAAUGCAGUAUUCCAAGUACCAGAUAAUUCUAAGCCUCCUGGAACAGUUGCUCAUGUUUUGAAGGCGGGAUAUAUGCUCUAUGAUCGAGUUAUUCGACCAGCUGAGGUCGGUGUUACUCAAGCAACAGAUAAUGAUGCAACUGAGAAUAGCACGAGUGACAAAGGCCCUGAUGCUUGAUGGUAGCUUAGGUAAGGUUUUAAAUGGCAAAUUUUCAAAAACUUUUACCUUCGUGAUAAAGAAUUAUACACAUUUAAGGGUUAUCAGUCACUUCUUUCACUACUUAUAGAAGACAUGUGCUCGUAAGUUAUUCGAAUUUGGUUCGACCAUUU